Molecule: messenger RNA, 4063 nt
Organism: Ceratosolen solmsi marchali
Lineage: Eukaryota; Metazoa; Arthropoda; Insecta; Hymenoptera; Agaonidae
Exons: 13
Coding region: 61-4059 (1332 amino acids)
Source: RefSeq, a predicted model, not a curated record
CCAACAUUUUUGAGGUCCGAGCAAUUUUCAAUUACACGUGGUUAACAAAGUCAAAGCAUCAUGAAUGCUGACAUGAGAAGGCAGCGACAAUUGGAAUAUGAAAAAAAAUUGAAUACAUGGGCUGAUAUUGGCAAAAAAAAACAGAAAAGUUUAAAAGAAAAGUUGAAAAAAUUUACUGGUUUCCCUUUCUGGUACACGGAGUUUUCUCUAUUACAGUUACAAUAUUUAAAGGAAUUAAAAGAUACAAUGUUUCAAGAUAAGGAAGAACAAACGACUUUUAGAACUUUGAAUACUUUAUCAAAUAUAGGGAUAAUAACCGAUACUUUAAAAGUUGAAUCAAGAAUAGUCAGAAAGUAUCUUAAUAAAUAUAAUACGGAUCCAAUUAGAUUUUUAUGUGAAAUUUAUAAAGCCGUAAGUGGCGAUUAUUUCGAAAAUGAAGAAUUUAAACGUUAUAAUUGUACGGAAAGAAUUAUAUUAUCGGGAAUCGCAUUUUUGGAAUUACCAAAAAUUAUUUUAGAAUUGCAAAAACGUUUGCCACCAGUUCAUGAAGGAACGUAUCUUGCAAAACCAAAACCACCGAGAGUACGUCGGCCAAUAAAAAAGAUUUCCCCGUAUCUUGAAAAAUUGCUUAUGCCCCCACAUUGGAAAGCUUAUGCGGUAAAAUUGGAAAAAUGGCGUAUCAAAUGUUCAACAUCCAUCAGACCUGUUGUAAUUUUACCAAAAAUAGUAAAUACUCACGAUAAACGUGCAACAGCUGAAGGAGAAAGAAAAGGAACGUCUAUUACUCCACAAAAGAACAAAGAUGAUAAGCAUAUUGAAAGAAUAAAUUCCAUAGAACAGACAAGUAGUGGGUUAGAGGAUAAAAAUAAAAAACAAGAUAUUAAUAACAGUAGUGAUGUUAAUUUUCAAGAAUUUUCAUCAGUUGAUGCCAAAUAUAAACAAGAUAUCCACUCAUUUUCAAUGCAAGAUUGGACAAACCCUCCUAGUCCGUGUCCUUAUAAAUAUCGUAAAUUAAUGGAAAAAGUGGGACCGGUAAAAACGGAUAAAGAUUUUUUCAAUGAGUUGGGAUACGAAAAUAAGAAAAAAUAUUAUCCUUCUGGUCGGAAAAAUUUAUCAGUGAAAAUGCAAAGCUAUUUACUGGGUUUGGAAUCGAAUUUGUAUAAGGUGACAGAUGACGUUGACAAGUUAACUUGCAAAGUCGGAGCAAUUGCAAAAGAGAUUUUUGAAUCAGAUCAGAAAUGUAGUCCAUGUUGCGUAUGUGAACAGACGCAGAAGACAGAAAUUAAAUUACAUAACACGAAAUCACCUCAUUUAAUGAUUGAUUCUAUCUUGACCGUUAAAGACGAUAAAACGCAAGUAAUCGGUGCAACGGCAAUGCAUUCGCCAGCUUCGAGUAUCUCAUCGAUUGGGGAACCCCUUCGUAUCCCUUCCUCAGAGAAGCUUGUAAAAAAUGUUAUAAUUACUGGUACCGCAACUACGGUUGAUGGUGAAACAGUAAAACAAGUCGAAGGCAUUUCGAAAGCCAUUGAGCACGUGCCCCAUCACACUUUACGUCCCGAAAUUAACACAAUUGAAAUUAGAAAUGUUCCACCUUGCGCUUGCUCUAAGGACGCGCAGGAGAACGAAAUCGAUGAAGAGAUUAUUGUUAAAGAUAAGUAUGCAGAUAUGUGCUACGGAAGAAAGUAUCGCCCCGAUGAAGGUCCUGCGUAUUCUUGUAAGGAAUUUAAAAAGAACGAGCCAGUUGAAGAGGAUUAUGAAUAUAAAGAAUAUAAUUCCGAUAAAUACAUGAUGAAUAAUGAUGCAACCUGUGGUUGUGGAAUUGAAUUUGAAAAAUGUAGUUUGGAUGACGAAGCCGAAUAUCCGAAUAGCAUAAAAAGUGAAUUCGAAAACAUUCAAGAAUACAGUUGCGAAGCGAAAGGUCCUUACAGAAUAUGUAAAAGGUGCGGAAGAAAAGUUGAUGCAAAAUGCUCGAUUAUUCCCAUUAGGAAGACAAACUUGACGAAAUAUAAUAAAAAUUUAAGAAAGGAAAUUGCCGAUGAAUGCUCGUGUCACAGUUUAUCGGAAUAUUUAAAAUUUAAUAUUGAUAAAAUGACUUGUCUAAAACCUAAGAAAGAAACUUUUAAUAAACAAAUGAUUACAGAGAAAAAUGAGUCAAAAAAAUUGUCAAUUAAAUCGACGAAUAUUCAUAGUCAAACAGAAAAUCAAACUACUGACAGUGCAGAAAUCAAGAUAGUUCCAAACAAUAGUCAAGUAUCUACAAGGUCAACCGCUAGUUUACUUGAUGCUGAAAAACACGAAGAAUAUUGUCAAUUAGAGAAGAAAAUGAUGGAAAAAAAUGCAUCUAAGGGCGACAAUUUUGAUAAAAACACAGAAGAAGAGAUAAUGAAAUCGUCGUCAUUGAAAUAUAUAUCAACCAAUGGUGGUCCAUACGGUUGGAAAACAAAAUCAGAGGAGGAACUACCUACCGAAUACACGCUUUCUCAUCUCGUUCCACCAAAAUAUCCUCUUUGUUCAAUACCGACUGCCGAUGGCAAGUCCACCUGUAAAUGUCGAGAGAAUCGUAACAAUCGGAAAAUACUUUUGUAUAAUAUCGGAGGUAUGGUAAACGAAAGCCAGAACAAUCGCCAGGAUCCACCGCAGAAGGAUUCCUUGCCACGGGUAAUCGAGGGUGUGACGUGGCUAUCCCCGGAGCCGAGUAUCAGGCGGAGCGAAGAGUAUGUUCCAGAGUACGAGCUUUAUGACUCGCCAUAUGACAAGAUGUGUAAAGUGUCUACGAAGAUGUUGACUUGCAGUGAUAAUAAAGAAGCAAAUAAUAACGCAACGACGAGUCGUUCUCAAGAUUGGGAAAAUUCAUUUAACGAUCCAUAUCUAUCAGAAUUUUAUACACAAAAGAAAGCUAAAGUUUCGUGUUCAAAAAAAUGUUCCAAAUUUCCAAAGCAAAAUGAAAAAAUAAGACAAUUAAGAGUUAUGAAACCCGUAUGCGAAUGUAAAUAUGAAAGAAAAAUAAUGAAGAAAAAUGAGGAACAAAGAAAUCGGCUAUAUCGUCAAAAUCGUGUAAAAUCUCUUAAUCGUAUUUCUGAUACAUCGAUGCCCGCAUCACCGAGUCAGAAUUUAAUGGCCACACAGAGUUCAAACAGUAACAAUACAGUAAUGAAAUACUCUGGAAUUGAAGAUACAGGAAAAACGAUUAAAGCGCAAGUAGAAAUUUCUUCUAUUACAAUGCAAACGCCAGUGGUUACACCAGUUCAAAGUAAAUAUAGUCAUAAUAAUUCCUUUGAUAUUUCGUAUCAAAGUGACACGAGUGAUAAAAUGACGGAAAAUUUACCCAUCAAAGUAGACGAAUCACACAAUGUAUUAUUAAGUAAAAAUGAAUUUUCCAAAGAUAGAAAGAAGCUUUUUUCAGGCGAUACUAAUCAAUUAAUGGGAAUACAGGAUGAGCACAAAGAUUAUGGUGGAAUUGAAAAUAAUAUGACGAAUCCUGAUACAAACAUAAUUAAUACUUUGAACGGUAAUUCGUCUCAGUUGAAAUCUACAACGAAAAUGAAAAGAAGUCCAAGUUUUUACGAUCGUUUAGAAGAAGAAUUAAAAAUUCAAAUGCGCCAUGAAUUAGAAAAAAUGGCAACCGAAGAUUUUAUCUCAGUCAAGCUUCCAGGUUUCUACAAGAUGCCUCAACUCUUAUAUUGGAUUUCAUAUAGAACAAAGGGAAUGUACUUGAUCGGAAGUCAAAAAGAAUCAAUGGAGGAAGCCAUAGAUAAAAAUAAAUGGUCUAUAAUCAAUGAAAGAAUAAGCCGAAAAAAUAUCCCACCAAUUAUAAUGGUGAAAAAGGAAGAUAAAAAAACACUUAACUUUAAUAAAGCAAUGUAUUGGAAAAAAAAGAUUGCAGAAUACAAAUUGAAAUUUUAUACGCAAUUACGACAGGAUAUUCUAAAUUUCAGUCGUGAUGUAUGGCCAUUAAUGGAAUUUGGAAAGUUUCCAGAUAUCAUUUUUAAACAAGCAUAUUUUACGUAUUUACCAUCAAGAGAAAAAGACGCUCAGGUAGUUCGUUUAUGGAUGGGAUAGUUUA